This is a messenger RNA of Scatophagus argus, 2567 nucleotides long. Its product is annotated as protein eva-1 homolog C. The record is from RefSeq and is a predicted model, not a curated record. Bases 81 to 1448 code for a protein of 455 amino acids. Gene Ontology annotation, molecular function: carbohydrate binding. The transcript is spliced from 7 exons. Lineage: Eukaryota; Metazoa; Chordata; Actinopteri; Scatophagidae.
ACCUACUAUCCACUGUCUCCCUGGCUGUCAAUAGCACAACAGCUGAUUACAACAAAACCCUGCAGUGUGUUGUGCAGGAGAUGCACAAUGACAUUGCAAUGGAUUUCUUUUGCUUCUUCUUACCUCUUCUUUUGGCUCUGAUGAUCCACACUACACAUUCAGCUCCUGAUUUUUCUGUAUAUCUUCUCACAAUCCUGAAGAACCACACGGCUCAUGCGUGUGAAGGAGACUCACUCAUCAUUGAGUGUCCCUCCAGGACGUCUGUGACCGUCCUAUCAGCUUUCUAUGGACGACGUAUUCCUAACCAGCAUUUAUGCCCCUCUGCAAACUCGAAUAUAACUGUGGAGGAGGACACAGAAUGCUCUUCCCCAGUUGCUGUGGAGGUACAUAAAGCCAUGCUUUCUGAAAGCCCUCUGCCUUCCUCAAAAUGUGCUCAUGACUCACGGGGCAGAUUACAGAAGUCAGAAUGUGUUUUCUCGCCCUUGCAGAAAGUGCUGUCAGAGUGUCAGGAUCGCCAGUCCUGUCACAUCCCUGUGUUCAGUCCAGUGUUUGGACGGGACCCCUGUCCCCUCACCACCAAGUACCUUCUGGUCUCCUACAAGUGCAGACCAGAGCAUCACCGCACAAGGUUGGUGUGUGAAAAUGAGCGUCUGAGGCUGAUGUGUAAAAAUGAGACUGUCCUCACCAUCUACUCUGCCACGUUUGGACACCUGCUGCAUGGCAGUCCUUACUGUCCCCAGGAACCUGGAUCACAUACUGACAUGGAGUGUUUGUCACCCUCGGCAUUGAGGAAGGUGUCACGCAGAUGUCAUGGCAGAUCCAACUGCUCAGUCAUGGCCGACACUCAAACCUUUGGGGACCCUUGCUUCCCCGGCACCAGGAAACACCUGCGAGUGUCCUUCACUUGUGUGCCCCGGUAUCUUCUGGAAGAUGUGGGUCGAGGGUCAACAGAUCCUUUCAUGAUCUCAGACUACACACAUGGUGGAUGGUACACUGGCCCCACCUACAGGCCUCAAAACAUGCUCUUAACCAACUCUCUGGAGAUCAUUGAACAAAUAUUGGGUCUCCCAGAACGAAUGGCUCUAUACUUUGUCUCCGGCAUCUGUGCUGGUCUGGUUUUCCUGCUCUGCUUGUUUGGUCUGCGCUCCACUCUAGUGAGGGAUGUGAAAGAUCUGUUUUCUGAGCUGAAUGACGACCUGAAAGCAUCUCGCAGACAGCGCAAGGAGCUCAUGGAAGACCUCUUUGACAAUGACAUCUCAGACACGUCAUCCUUCUGUCGCCUCACGCAAUCAUGCCGCACAACAGACAUCUUCAGUCCUUCCAGUUUGACAGUAGAGAUGGUCAGUCGUGAGGUGGAACAGACGAGAGAUCUGCCCAAUGGUGACAUUUGGCCACAUCGAGAUUCAAGCCCUUAUGCUAUUCAUAAGAUCAAAACCUAUAACAUUUGAGAGAAGUUGCACAAAUGAGUGAAACUGUCACUAAAGCAUCCGUCUGUUGUGAAAUUUAAGUUGUGGAGUGUAAUGACAUAUUCAUUUUACUUGUACAACAAUUUAACUAACUGGGCCUCCAUAUUUAUGUUCAUUCAGGGACAUUUGACUUAAUUAAAAAGUAAAAUACAUGAAAUCUUAAUGCACUAGCUUAAUUACAAUCAUCAUUAAGAUUAACAUCACACAAUUUGUUCUUUUAAACUCAAAUAUGAUAGAGUUUUCUAAAAUGACAGUGAGACCAAUGAUUCAGCAGCAGUUAAUUUAGCUAAUUUUCUGCCUACACUUGUGAUGGUUCUUAGGGUGGCAUUUAAAAAUGUUGAAACAGGUACUGUAUAUUACAAAGCGAGUCAUUCUGAAUAAUAAAGAUAAUCUGAUUACAGUGUUUCUUUUGUUUGAUGCUUCGCAAUAACAAUAAAAUGCUUGAAAAGUUAAAUAACUAAUGCCCAGUGAACUGUGAACCACAGGGAAUGAAGUCCAGGGUACAAGGCACAAACCUUUAAUGAGUUCUCACAAUUGGACAUUGUCUCAUUUUAAAGGAUCACAACCAAAAUGGUUCACUGCUGGUGAAUUCUGCCAUGAAGAAGACACUAACAUUUUAUAUGUACAUAAACAGAUAAGAUGUAGUUAAAAAUCCAUCGGUGUCCAAUACCUCAACAUUGUGAAAAAUACAUGUUAUACUGCACAUUUAAAUGCAGCAAAAAAACCCCCAGCCUGCCAAAAACAAAAGAUACGCAGUGUUGGGCUUCGUGUUCAAUCUGUGGGCUACACUCCGCGACAGAAGGUGGCGUUAUCACACUCAUACUAGACGCCAACCGCCGUUAAAAAUCAGGAAGCCGAAUCCACGAAGAACGACAGAAGGAGGUGGGAAUCUACAUAGCAAACUCUCUGCAGGAGCCAAACUAGCUUACUGUGCCACAAACUGCCAGCCAUGUAGACUGACCAGUCAGAUCCCGGAACAGAAGGGAAGCCGAAUAUUUCUGUGAUUUUUUUUUUUGACCCAAUGGCGCACACUAACCAGGCUAUUUUGUUUUCUCGGCUUUGUUGAACAUUUGUGACCCCAUCCAGCUAUAACAACAACAA